This is a messenger RNA of Nematostella vectensis (starlet sea anemone), 4818 nucleotides long. Its product is annotated as ATP-binding cassette sub-family C member 4. NCBI's taxonomy places the organism in Eukaryota, Metazoa, Cnidaria, Anthozoa, Actiniaria, Edwardsiidae. Gene Ontology annotation, biological process: transmembrane transport. The record is from RefSeq and is a predicted model, not a curated record. The transcript is spliced from 30 exons. The coding region runs from base 185 to 4426 and encodes 1413 amino acids. Gene Ontology annotation, molecular function: ATP binding; ATP hydrolysis activity; ABC-type transporter activity. Gene Ontology annotation, cellular component: membrane.
AUUUGGAAAUUUUGCCUGAGUAAUUGGGUGGCCUGUGGCCUGGUUACAUGAAAUCGUAUGCAAAUCAGCCUCGUGUUGUUUGUUUUUGUGAAAAAUGAUUAGAAGCGAGGAUCAAAGACAGUCAUCCGAAAAUGGGACGCUAGAUACGCAAAAAAGUUACAUUUCCUAUUGACUUUGGAUAAGCAUGGCUGACGGGCAUGGGUCUAAGCGUGGAAAUCAUGGCGUCCAUGGUCAUGGUACACCUAGAAAGAAGACAUCAAGGGAAAAGGCUACGGGCAUAUCCAAGUAUUUAACUUUUUGGUGGCUGAACCCAUUGUUGACAAGAGGGUUCAAGAAGUCAUUGCAAGCAAGUGAUUUGGAUGAGCUUAUUUCUCUUGAUGAGCUUGGAAUCGAGGAGAAAACCCAUGAACUUCAAGUUAAUUGGAAUAAAGAGGUUACCCAGCAUAAAGACCAAGGCAGGGAACCAUGGUUAUUGAGGGCCAUUGCUAGGACAUAUGGACUGAAGUAUGGACUGCUGCUUUUACUAGCAGUCUUGGUGGAUGGAUUGGCCAUUGCUCAACCUCUUUUCUUGAAGAAGCUGAUCAAAUUCUUCUCAGGCUACCAGAUGACGGAGACGGAAGCAUACUUAUAUGCCUUAGCUGUCAGUCUCUGCACCAUAACAUCUCUUUUUCUCAAUACUCCCUACUAUUACCUCCGUAAGAUGACCGGUCUUAAUGCCAAGGAGGGAUGUAUUACUCUUAUUUACAGCAAGAUUCUCAAGCUCAGCCCAUCUUCCUUUUCAAAAAUUCCAAACCUUAAUAUAGCAAAUCUUGUUUCUUCAGAUGUUGCUAAAGUAGAUACGGCAUUCUUCUACCUUCACUACCUUAUCCUCGGGCCGAUUGAGGCCAUUAUUGUGACAGUGCUGCUGUGGCAAGAGAUAGGUGUGUCCUGCCUGGCCGGGAUGGGCCUUCUCUUUCUGCUGGUCCCUAUGCAAAUUGGAAUGAGCAACUUUAUCAUGAACCUUAGGAACCAGGCGGCACAAGUUAUGGACCAGCGUGUCAAGGUGAUGAGGGAAAUUAUCUCAGGCAUCCGCCCCAUCAAGAUGUACGCCCAUGAACCAUUCACUCGAGCUCUCAUCAGCAUGAUAAGAAAAGCUGAGAUCGGCUGGCUUAAAAGGCUGUCCAAGGGCAAGUCACUCUUCACAUCAAUCUUCUACAGUAGCCCCGCCCUGAUUAGCUUCCUGUCAUUCAUGACGUAUGCUCUGACAGGUCACACGUUAUAUGCCAGCUCGGUGUUCACAUGUGUAUCUUUGUUCAACUCGGUGCGUAAUGUAAUGACCUUACUGUUCCCUGUCGCCAUGUCAUCGCUGAACGACCUGCGCGUGGCCCUAAGGAGAAUCCAGGCUCUUCUGUUGCUUGAAGAGCUGUGUCCCAAGUGCCAGGGUCUGGAGCAAUCCGAUGAGCGACCUAAAGAAGAGGAGUGUAGCCUUGUAGCCAAUGGCAUAUCAGCGUACUGGAGCAAGGAUCUUCCAAAACCUACCAUAGACAACCUCUCGUUCGCUGUAUCUCAGGGUCGUAUGCUUGCUGUCAUUGGUGAAAUUGGAUCGGGCAAGACCUCUCUCCUUCAAGCAAUCUUGGGUGAACUGCCUCUAAGCCAAGGCACCCUGAAGAUCAAGGGUAAGCUAGCGUACACCUCGCAAACGCCGUGGGUUUUUAACAGCAGCGUACGGAACAACAUCAUCUUUGAUAACGAGUUUGAUGAGCAACGCUACAAUGAUGUCGUACACGCAUGCGCACUAGACAAGGAUAUCAGCAUGUUCUAUGAUGGCGACAAAACAUUAGUUGGUGAGCGCGGUGUGUCCCUAAGUGGGGGCCAGCGUGCAAGGAUUUCCCUGGCGAGAGCCCUGUAUUCUGAUGCGGAUAUCUACCUACUUGAUGACCCUCUCAGUGCUGUCGACAUACACAUUGGAAUGCAUCUUUACAAAAAUUGCAUCAUGGGGUAUCUGUCACGCAAAGCACGCAUUCUCGUCACGCAUCAGUUCCGCUAUGUCAAAGAAGCUGACCAUAUCAUUGCAAUGUCAGAGGGUGAAUGUGUAUCCCGUGGCACCUUCGACCAAGUCCGUCUGGCUGGCAUUGACCUAGUCGCCAUAUGCCCACACACGACAGUUGAGGAGGAGGAAGAGAUGAGGGAUAUCCAGGCAUCUGCUGCGCAUUCGCUUCACCACGAGAACCUCUCUGUUCUAAAUAGGCGCAAGCGAGCCGACAGUCUAGCCAGUAGUGUGUCAGCGGCCUUGUCUCAAGGCGGGAAAGUGUUUCCUAAUAUGGAAAUGACGCACCUGCUUACUGGGACUAUUGAGGAUACGGAAGGUGAUGUGGUUGCGCCUCAAGUGGAAAUUUAUGAGGACAAUGGACUGCCGGGGGAGACUAAGCACGAGGGUGCUGUCGCCAUAGCAACUUACAUACAGUAUUUCAAGUCCCUCCACAGCAUACCCGCGUCGUUGUUUGUGCUUUUGCUCUUUGUGAUAGCUCAGACGCUGUCUAUGCUGUGUGACUGGUGGUUAUCAUACUGGACCGACCUUGAUCAAGACAGUGUAAAAAAAGCCAAGCCAAUACCUGAUAGAGACACCAUGAUUGGCGUGUAUGCGGGCCUGACAUUCGGUCUAUUCUUUCUGACCCUCGUGCGUUCAACGGUGUUCUACGAGCUGUGCCUUGUAGCAUCCAGAAAUCUGCACAGCAAGAUGUUCGACGCCAUGAUGAGGGCACCCGUCUGCUUCUUUGACAUGAAUUCUAUUGGUCGCAUACUCAAUCGCUUUUCCAAAGACACUAGUUACUUGGACGAGUCUUUGCCGACAACGCUCAUGAACUUUCUUCAGACUGCGAUGACGACCCUGGGUGUAGUUGUUCUUGUCGGCGCAAAUAAUCCCAUCUCGUUUGCUAUUGUGCUGCCUGUAUUUAUCGUGUUUACGAUUGAGCGCUUUUACUACGUUAGGACUGCACGUGACCUUAAACGACUCGACGGCAUCACUCGUAGUCCCUUAUAUGGUCACUUCUCCACCACGCUUCUUGGUCUCGACACGAUCCGCGCGUUUGGUGCGCAGGACUCUGCUGUUCACCAUUUUCACCACCACCUCGAGAGCAACACGCGCGCGUUGUUUGCGUAUAUCUCCGUGUCGUCGUGGUUGACCUUCAGACUGGAGAUUCUAUCCGCCAUAUUCGUUAGCUUCGUGGCACUCAUCUCGCCUCUGCUGCGUUCGAGUCUAACGCCAGGUCUAGUGGGUCUUAUCCUGACGUACGCCACCAAGUUGUCGUCCGUCCUCGCCAAGUCUAUCAAGAAAGGGACCGAAGUCGAAAGUAUGAUGACUGCUGUUGAGCGCCUGAUUGAGUAUUGCGAUCUGGAGCCUGAGGCGCCUAACGAGACGGACACAAAACCGCCCAAGGGAUGGCCGGACAAGGGCGAGGUCGUCUUUAAGAAUGUGUACUUCUCGCAUCGUGAAGACCUACCACCUGUUCUUAAGGACGUCAGUGUUCACAUUAAACCUGCAGAGAAGGUCGGUAUAGUUGGGCGCACGGGGGCGGGGAAGUCUUCACUCCUCGCCACUCUCUUCCGUAUGGCCGAGCCUAAGGGCAAGAUAGAAAUUGACGGAGUGGACAUUACUAAACUGGGACUGCGGGAUCUCCGGACUAGCAUUGCCAUCAUUCCACAGGAACCUCUCCUGUUUAGCUCAACACUUCGGAGGAAUAUGAACCCCGAGCAGAAUAACGAUGAUUCAGAAAUUUGGGGUGUCUUAGAGGAGGUUCAACUCAAGAACUAUGUGGCGCAGCUACCUCAAGGGCUGGACACUUGUAUCGACGCCGGCAGUAUGAUGUUCAGUGUCGGUCAGCGGCAGCUUAUUUGCUUGGCACGCGCGAUACUACAUCGCACCAAAGUGGUUGUCAUUGAUGAAGCGACGGCUAAUGUGGACUCCAUGACAAGCAAGAUCAUCUGGGGCGCCAUCAACCGCCGCUUUCGAGACUGCACUCUGAUUGUCAUCGCCCAUCGUCUCUUUCCCGUCAUGGAUGCAGACGUGAUCAUAGUUCUUGAUGCAGGCCGGAUCCGCGAGCUAGACACCCCCUACAAUCUCCUUCAAGACCCUCACAGUCACCUCACGCACAUGGUUAUAGACACAGGGGCCUACGAGGAGCGCAAACUCCGCGAGCUAGCCAAGACAUCCCACAUGGAGAAGACAAGGACUGUCACAGAUGACCGCAAAAGUGGAGAAAAAGCUGUUAAUAACGAGUGCUUAAAGAGCGACGGGGGAGAUGAAAGAUCAGAGAAGGAUGGGAAAAAAACUGAUACUGAUAAAGGAUUAAAGAAUUAUGGUGAAUAUGUGCAAGACAAUUUGCCAUCUAUCAAAAUCAAGCGUGGUGAUGAUGAAAGCGAAAAAGACACCCAAAAUACACAUUUUUAACUCUGGGUUUUUAUACUCUAGGUUUUUUUUAUAUUCUAUUUAAUAAUUAGUUUUUUUUUUAUAAUUCUAGCUUUUGUGGCAUCGACAUAUUUUUACUCUUCUUUUUCUAAUAUUAAUGAAUAGGCUGUUUGAGUAUGUUCAUCUAUGUAAUAUUGUAUUUUUUAAAUUAUUAAUUUUGAAUACAUCUCUAGUGACAUAAAUGCACCUGAUCGUAGCAAAAAAUGUCAUUUGCAAUAGGGGGGACGGGCGGGCGAGCGGGCCCGCACCCCUAUUUUUAGUUAUUUGGGAGGUCGCGCAACUACGAUGGUUAUAACAAUUACUAGAACAACAUUAAAAUAAUGAUGAAUACUUUUAUCUUAUAUUUUCAUGACAAACAUGAUUUUUUUCUUAGA